This is a messenger RNA of Penicillium nucicola, 183 nucleotides long. RefSeq lists its product as uncharacterized. The record is from RefSeq and is a predicted model, not a curated record. Bases 1 to 183 code for a protein of 60 amino acids. NCBI's taxonomy places the organism in Eukaryota, Fungi, Ascomycota, Eurotiomycetes, Eurotiales, Aspergillaceae. The transcript has a single exon.
AUGGAGGAGGAGGAUGAGCAUUAUUUUAUUCGCAAUAAGAUGGAGGGGAAUACAACUUAUGUUGGGGCUGAGGGGAGGAUGGAACAGAUGGAAGUCGACGAUGGGCCGAAGGUAUUGAGUCCUGCUGUUAAUGAGUUCCGGAGGGUGUCGAAGAGGGAUUCGCUUUUGGCAAGGUUUUAUUGA